AUGGUGUUUGACCAGGACAGCGAGGAGGGAAAGUUUACUCCCCUAACCCUUUCUAACUCUCAAUCUUCGCCCCCAGAUGGCGGGUUUGCAGCAUGGUGUGUUGUGGUGGGAGCUUGGUGCACCUCAUUCUGCAGUUUCGGGUGGUUGAACAGUAUUGGCAUAUUCCAGGAUUAUUACGAGAGAGAACUCCUCAAGGAAUACUCUUCAAGCACAGUCGCAUGGAUCCCAUCUCUUCAGGUCUUCUUUAUGUCAGCUGCGGGCCCAGUCGUCGGCCACAUCUACGACAGGCAUGGUCCAAGAACUCUGAUUAUUGUUGGCGCCUUUAUGCACGUCUUUGGUUUGAUGAUGGCUUCCAUCUCCAAGGAGUACUAUCAGCUAUUGCUUUCUCAGGGUGUGUGCAGCGCGAUUGGCGCAGCCGCCAUCUUUCAGCCAGCUCUUAGCUCUGUUUCGGGCUGGUUUGACAAGCGGAGAGGUGCAGCAUUUGGCGUGCUAAUGACCGGCUCAAGCACAGGCGGCGUCAUUUUCCCCAUCAUGAUCACUCACCUAAUCCCAAAAGUCGGCUACGGGUGGGCCAUGCGCAUUGCAGCCUUCAUCAUCCUAUUCCUGCUUGUCAUCGCAUCCUUAACCGUCAAGCGCAGGGUGAAGCCUACUCUCACCAAGCUCACUGCCGAAGAUCUUCACCGGCCUCUCCAUGAAAUAGUUUUCUUGCUCGUCCUUAUCGGCUUUGCUCUUCUGAGUUUUGGAGUCUACGUGCCAAUCAACUUUUUGGUUCCUUCAGCCAUCGCUGACAGCAUGUCUGUUUCCCUGUCGCAAUAUCUUGUCUCCAUAUUCAACGCCACAAGUCUGUUCGGGCGACUCACAGCCGGAUUCCUGAGUGACAAGGUCGGACGAUACAACAUGUUCUUCAUGGUCUGCAACGUAAGCGGCAUCUUGAUCUUGGCACUCUGGAUCCCAGGAUCUAGCAGCGUGGCAAACAUCUUGUUCGCUGCGUUUUUCGGCUUCUUCUCUGGGGCAUACGUUUCGCUGUCACCGGCACUCGUGGCUCAGAUUUCCCCGCCCAAGGAGUUCGGAUACCGCAGCGGCCUCUUGUUCUGUUCGGCAGCGAUUCCAGGUUUGGUUACAAGCCCCAUCGCUGGAGCAAUUUUGUCUCACAGUCACGGGAGCUACACCAACAUGAAGAUUUACGCAGGCGUCUUCUGCUUGGCUGGGACUUGGUUGGUGGGAGUGGUCCGUCUUAUGAAAACGGGGCCGAAGCUGUUGGCCAAGUUCUAA
Molecule: messenger RNA, 1272 nt
Organism: Fusarium falciforme
Lineage: Eukaryota; Fungi; Ascomycota; Sordariomycetes; Hypocreales; Nectriaceae
Product: MFS domain-containing protein
Exons: 5
Coding region: 1-1272 (423 amino acids)
Biological process (GO): transmembrane transport
Cellular component (GO): fungal-type vacuole membrane
Molecular function (GO): transmembrane transporter activity
Source: RefSeq, a predicted model, not a curated record